GGUUUUACAGUUUUCUAGAUGACUCUUUCCGUAAGAACCUUGAAAGUGCUCUGCGGUUUGGAAAUCCACUUCUUGUUCAAGACGUAGAGAGCUAUGAUCCCAUCUUAAAUCCUGUACUGAACCGAGAGGUCAGGAAGACUGGAGGUCGUGUGCUGAUAACUUUGGGUGACCAGGACAUUGAUUUGUCUCCAUCUUUCUGUAUUUUCCUUUCUACCAGAGACCCAACAGUUGAGUUUCCACCAGACAUAUGUUCCAGAGUGACGUUUGUUAACUUUACUGUUACUCGCAGUAGUUUGCAGAGUCAGUGUUUGAACCAAGUUCUUAAAGCUGAACGACCUGACAUUGAUGAGAAGAGGUCUGACUUGCUAAAACUUCAAGGAGAGUUCAAUGUGCGUCUAAGGCAAUUAGAGAAGAGUCUGUUACAAGCACUGAACGAUGCCAAGGGGCGGAUCUUGGAUGAUGACAGUGUAAUCAGCACGUUGGAAAAACUGAAGCACGAGGCAGCAGAGAUAUCAAGGAAGAUGGAAGAGACCGACCAAGUUAUGACUGAAGUAGAAACUGUGUCACAGCAGUAUAUGCCUUUGUCCCAAGCCUGUAGUAGUAUUUACUUUACUCUGGAAGGCCUACACCAGGUCCACUUCCUAUAUCAGUACUCCCUGCAUUUCUUUCUGGACAUUUAUAAUGAUGUCUUGACCAACAAUCCAGGUCUGACUGGUGUAACAGAUUCUAGCACUAGACUGUCCAUAGUCACAACAGAUUUCUAUCAGACUGUGUACAAUCGAGUAACAAAAGGAAUGCUCCAUCAAGAUCGUCUUGUGUUUGCUUUGUUGCUGAGUAAAAUACAUUUGAGAGGAGUUUCUAGUGAGCCAAACUUUGAACAUGAAUUUAACCAUUUCCUACGAGGAAAAGAAGGAAUCUUACCUGGACAACCCACGAUUCAUGUACCUGGAUUAAGUUUAGACCAAUUAGAAGGAGCCACAGCUCUCUCUAGACUCCCAGCCUUCAGAAACCUACAGAAGAAGAUAGAUGCUGUUGUCAUGAAGCGUGUAGAGAACACGGUUACGUGUGCGGAGAUUAAGCGUGUAGAGAACACGGUUACGUGUGCGGAGAUUAAGCGUGUAGAGAACACGGUUACGUGUGCGGCGAUGUCAACUGUUUGUAAUUGUUUUGUUCACAGGUGGGUAAUGUUGAAGAAUGUCCAUCUUGCACCUCAGUGGCUUGUACAGCUAGAGAAGAAGCUUCACACACUGCAGCCCCACCCAGCUUUCCGUCUAUUUUUGACACUGGAGAUCCAUCCCAAGAUUCCUGUCAACCUUCUUCGAGCAGGUAGAGUUUUUGUGUUUGAGCCUCCACCAGGCAUCAAGGCUAACCUGUUACGAACAUUCAGCCAGGUUCCUGCUCAGCGUAUGAUGAAGGCUCCUGGAGAACGAGCCAGACUCUACUUCCUUCUUGCUUGGUUCCAUGCUAUUGUUCAAGAAAGGCUUCGUUAUUCACCCCUAGGUUGGGCUAAGCACUAUGAAUUUAACGAGUCUGACUUAAGAGUGGCUUGUGAUACCCUGGAUACCUGGAUCGAAACUGUUGCAAUGGGGCGUGCCAAUUUGCCCCCAGAAAAAGUUCCAUGGAAUGCACUAUGCACUCUCUUUGGCCAAUGUAUCUAUGGUGGGAAAAUUGACAAUGAUUUUGAUCAGGUAACGAUCUCUGUAAAUUUUAGCAUCAACUUGGGCUUUGGUUCGGACCUGAUCUCCAAACUUUUGCGGAUGCAGCUGCUUGAAGAUGAUGAUGAAGUAGUGUACACAGCAGAUGACCAGGAAGUUAACAAAAAGGAGGCUGAUGGCCGUCCAGCGUGGAUGCGUACUCUCUACAACUCUGCCUGUACUUGGCUGCGAUUAGUACCUCAGAGCCUCCAGACUCUUAGACGUACAGUCGAAAAUAUCAAAGACCCAUUGUAUCGAUACUUUGAGAGAGAAGUUAAUGCAGGAGCGAGAUUACUCCAAGUUGUACGUAGGGAUCUGGAGGAUGUAAUUCUCAUCUGUAAGGGAGAGAAAAAACAAACCAAUUAUCAUCGCAACAUCCUUAGUGAACUAGCAAAAGGAAUGUUACCCUCACACUGGAGAAAGUACACUGUACCACCAGAGUGCACUGUGAUUCAAUGGAUAACAGACUUUUCUGAUCGUAUUAAGUUGCUUCAGAAGAUAUCUGCUGCUUCAACAACUGGAGGUGCAGCAGCCCUUAAGGUAGGGUUAGAAGUCUAAUUGAUGUUGUCUUCU
Messenger RNA from Limulus polyphemus (Atlantic horseshoe crab), 2267 nucleotides. Its product is annotated as dynein heavy chain, cytoplasmic-like. The record is from RefSeq and is a predicted model, not a curated record. Gene Ontology annotation, molecular function: dynein intermediate chain binding; dynein light intermediate chain binding; minus-end-directed microtubule motor activity. Lineage: Eukaryota; Metazoa; Arthropoda; Merostomata; Xiphosura; Limulidae. The coding region runs from base 522 to 2252 and encodes 576 amino acids. The transcript has 15 exons. Gene Ontology annotation, cellular component: dynein complex. Gene Ontology annotation, biological process: microtubule-based movement.